This is a messenger RNA of Theileria parva strain Muguga, 1395 nucleotides long. RefSeq lists its product as uncharacterized. The coding region runs from base 1 to 1395 and encodes 464 amino acids. NCBI's taxonomy places the organism in Eukaryota, Apicomplexa, Aconoidasida, Piroplasmida, Theileriidae. The transcript has 5 exons. Gene Ontology annotation, cellular component: endomembrane system. The record is from RefSeq and is a predicted model, not a curated record. Gene Ontology annotation, biological process: regulation of mitotic cell cycle; regulation of cyclin-dependent protein serine/threonine kinase activity.
AUGGACCGAGUGGAGAUAGCGUAUAAUCAUUUGUUGAAUUGGGUAUGUGCUAGGGGUAGUUUACCAAACGACUACGCGAUAAAACUAUUAAACAUUGAAGAGUACUGUAAAGCGAAUUUUUUAGAAAAUAACAUUCCCGAGGACAUUAAACAUAUUUUUCAUAAAAACGAUGAAUACACCGAAUGGUACGACUCACUCAACCAAGCCUUCCAAACCCUCAAAAAUUCGGAUGAGGGACGGAGAGUGAAUUUUAUUGGUCAGUAUACGUAUGAGCCUUUGCAGAAGUUGAAUAAGGUCUUGAAAAAUUUCAGGAAGUAUAACCUACACAUUGUAUCAUAUUAUCAAUUACUGCACAAAUAUGUCAAUUACUACAUCCCCUUCCUCAAGAAAAACAUCACCUCCACUACCACAGAAUUGAAUGAGAUGAAAUUGAAGGAGUUGGAAUCGGUGAAGAGAAUGAAGUUGUUGACACUGGACUUCCGGUUAAAAUUAAGUAAUUACGGCCUAGAACUUAAGGAUUACCCAUUUACUGAAGAGUUUCAGUCAGUUUUAUUCUUUGAUUUACAAGAGAAAAUUAUCCAAAACUCAAUCAAACACAUGAGAGAGUCUUACCAAACUGUUGUAGAAAUAUUAACCCAAUUAUACGUUCCCUUGGUAAGGCUAAUGGAAUUAUUCGUUCAGUACCAAGAAAUGGAGGGAAAAUAUUCAGUUUUAGAGUCUACAAAGUUCCUAAAACACGCGUCAGAACAUGGUCUUGAACCCUUUCAACUCGCGUCAAAUCUACACCAAUCCAUACAAUCCUCCCACAGUGACACACCCGAUGAUUCCGAGGUAAUAGUGAUUGAGGAGGGAGUAAAAUUGGAUCCCGAGACUGGCAAAUUGUUCGACUCAUUUUUGGGUAAUAACAUGUGUCGGAAGUUUCUGCUGAGUGACUUGUAUGAGGUAUUAAUCUUCAUCACGAUCCGUGAGGAUGAGCUUAAAAGAGCCUCCUCAAUGCCAAGUUAUAAUUUACUCGACUCUACAGAUUUGCCAGACAAGGUUCUAGGCCUAACAUUGCCAGAUUACGAAGAAUAUAAAGCGAAGUUAGAGUUGGUAAUUGAGUUACUGAGCGGCUCAAAAACGAUGAACACCCAAGGCUACCUCAAGAAUCAGCAGAAAUUAUCUGAAAAAGUGUACUCUGAAAUGACUCUAUGGACCCAGGCAGUAAACGAAUUAACCAAACAGGGGAAUUAUCAGUACCAAAUCAAGUCACUGGAAACUAAUCUUAAAACGCUCAAAUCAGAUCUCGAAAACACAAGGAAAAAUGUUCUCAAUGUUAAACACAAACUUGAACUCGAAACCUCAAACAUAUCAAAACUUCAAGUUCACAUCUUUGGAGAUAUCGAUCACAUUUAA